AUGGUGAAGAUCACGUUUCAGGCCGUGACGGCGCAGAAGCCCGAGAAAGACACCGAUGAAGACAAGAUCGUGAUCCCGCAGGCUGACGAACACUUGACACUUCCUGUGAGGUCCAAGAGGUCUUUACCAACUGGGCUCUGCUUCCUUGCAUUUUGUCUACUUGUUGUCUUGUUGGGAUUGAUACUUGCUUCAGUGUAUGUUUAUCGUCACAACUUCACCUCUCAGAUGCCUGAAGACAGCUUGUUUCACUGUCGAAUUGUCUACGAAGAGUCGAUCUUUGCUCCUCUCCGAGGUCGGCAGGAGCUUGAAGAGAAUGUUGGAAUCUAUCUUGAAGACAACUACGAGCAGAUCAGUGUUCCUGUGCCCCACUUUGGAGGCUGCGAUCCUGCUGAUAUUAUUCAUGACUUUCACAGAGGACUCACAGCUUACUAUGACAUUGCCCUGGACAAGUGCUACAUCACCGAGCUGAAUACUACAUUGGUCAUGCCUCCACGGAGUCUUUGGGAGCUGCUAAUUAAUGUGAAGAGAGGGACAUACCUUCCUCAGACCUACAUGAUCCAUGAGGAGAUGGUUGUGACCGGGAGGGUGAGGAGCAUGAGGCCGCUCGGCCCUUACAUCCACAAGCUCUGCUUUGGGAAAGAGACGUACCGCCUUCGACGCCGAAGUCACAGACGUAUUGAGAGGCGUGAGACACAGAAGUGCCACAGCAUUCGUCACUUCGAGAACACUUUUGUGGUUGAGACUCAAAUCUGUGAAAGGAUGUAA
Knipowitschia caucasica is the source of this 765-nucleotide messenger RNA. The record is from the annotation of a GenBank genome assembly. NCBI's taxonomy places the organism in Eukaryota, Metazoa, Chordata, Actinopteri, Gobiiformes, Gobiidae.